AUGCUUCGUGAACUCUACGACAACUUCAGGGCCAGGAUUUCGCCAUCAUAUAAAGAAGUCAAUGUCAACGUUAAGAGCGGAGUUUGGCAGAGUAUUACCAUCUCGCCCAACGUUUUCACUGCCGCUCUCGAGAAUAUCAUGCGUGAUUUGGAAUGGGAAGACUUGGGAGUGAAGAACACCGAACAUCGAGCAGGUGGAACGAAUGUUGGCCGAAUCAGACAGUGCUUCUGGGAAGAUCGGCUCAAGACUGAACCUAAUGAAGAAGAUGCUCAUGAUGAACGGAUUGGUACCUCAUGCUCCUUUUCGCUCGAUGAAACGAAUGUCUCUGAAAGCCGUAGCUCAGAGUCCGAGUUCCAUUAUCGAAUGAAGACUAAGGAUGCCAUUGCUCACGCCAUGGAAUCGAAGAUUAGGUGGUCCACGCACGUUGUGCGGUAUUGUGAUGACCGUUGA
Molecule: messenger RNA, 450 nt
Organism: Haemonchus placei
Lineage: Eukaryota; Metazoa; Nematoda; Chromadorea; Rhabditida; Trichostrongylidae
Source: the annotation of a GenBank genome assembly